Molecule: messenger RNA, 2146 nt
Organism: Pogonomyrmex barbatus (red harvester ant)
Lineage: Eukaryota; Metazoa; Arthropoda; Insecta; Hymenoptera; Formicidae
Gene: Zip99C
Product: Zinc transporter Zip99C
Biological process (GO): zinc ion transmembrane transport; intracellular zinc ion homeostasis
Cellular component (GO): membrane
Molecular function (GO): zinc ion transmembrane transporter activity
Source: RefSeq, a predicted model, not a curated record
AGUCGUUGCGUCGUAGCAGUGGUAGUUACAUCGUCGCGUGAGUCACAAGUGAAGCUAAUCGAGCACGGAAACGGAACGAUAGGAGGCGAACGAGAGCUGACGUUUUCCGGAAGGACGGAGGACGCGACGUGCGUCUCCGAGAAAGACCGUGAUCGUGCGUUUAGUCGCCACGGCGUCGAUGGUGCCUUUGUCCACGGUACGACACGGCGACAUGAAAUAACGACGGGCCGUAACGAGUCAACGACGCGACAGGCAGCGACGACGUCCUGAUUCCAAGCGUCCGUGCUCAGUCCUCAGUGUAGGCUAGUCGGUCGCUCGGCGGUCGUUGUCACGGUGAGAAUCAUCCAUCCCAUCCACCCAGACACCAUCUAGAAGACGAGCCAACGGACGACGGUCCGAAGAAAACAACUUCAGAAACGAGAGUUCGCGCCGAAAAGAACAAAGAAUCACCCGACGAAGCUCUUCCACUUGUCUCGUUUCAAAUCCCGUAAUCUGGGCUCCGAUUUCACGCGUCGUCUAUCACGUCGCGGCGAUAACAUCGUCUUCCUCAAGGCGACAAGGUCUUCUCCUGCGGCAGUGAGGAGGUUAUCUGCCGGUAGAGAUCCGGAGAAUUCGAGAAUUCCCCCGCUCGUCAGUUCGACAUUGUCCAGUCCUGUGCGUUUCAAUUGGAAAGAACGAUUCCCGAGUCAGACGUUGACGUCAUCGUCGGCAUCCUAAUUCUCUUCGUUUUCAAGGAACGUUUCCGAGGAUCUUGACAAGAACGCACAACAACAAAUAUGGCUGCCACGGCGUCGUACGCGUGCACUCGCAAUUGCACGGACGCGGGAUACCAUACGUCUUACGAUGUUCUCGAAGGGACGGACGAGUGGUUGCCAUGGCACGAGAUCGUGGAAUAUUUCUCGUACAAUCCAUGGAUAUUUUCCCUGCUGGGCAGCACAAUGGUCGGCCUCACGGGCAUCUUCCCCCUGUGGCUCAUCCCCAUCCAGGACGGCGUGGAUCUGAAAACCGGCGAAAAUGGUGGCACUUUGAAGAUUCUUUUGAGCUUUGCCGUAGGCGCAUUGUUGGGCGAUGUCUUUCUACAUCUUCUGCCAGAAGCAUUCGAGAGUGAAUUUCAGACAAGAGUCGAGGGUAACCACGCGUCUACGCCCGCCGGCCUAUGGGUGUUGUCCGCCUUUUUGUUCUUUGUAAUCAUCGAAAAACUCAUCGCUACCGUAAACGAGGAAGCACCUAUCAUUGCAGAACAGCAAAUCGAUGAAACUUCAAUCAAGAAUGUAAAUAAAGAAAAAGAAAUAGAUAAUAAUAAUUGUAUUAUGAUAACGAACGCUGAAAAAAACGAUUUCCCGAAAGGAUGUUUGAAAAAUACAACCGAGGUACAGUUCCUGCAGAAACAAUCCGGGAAAGAAUUUACGCAAAUCCCAAAUAGCAUUAAAGAUCAGCGAAAGAAUGGUUUUAAGGAUGUUGACAUUAUGAAAUCUGCAUUAGCGAGCGAAUGUCCUAAUGACGAGUGUCCAUUGGUUGACGAAGCAAAGAGUUGCUUGAAGAAACUUGCGAAGACUAAUGGUUUCACAUCGACGAUUUCACGUGUUGACUCUCCAUGCGUACAUUCAUCGAGCAAUAUUGUUAAUCGUUCAAUCGUAUGGGUAAAGAAAUUCAUCUUCCGUAAAUUUUUCAAUCCCAAAGCCUUUCCCGGAUAUCUAAAUCUUUUAAUGAACUUCCUCGACAAUUUUACUCACGGUUUAUCUGUGGGUGGAUCGUUCCUCAUUUCCUUCCGCGUAGGCAUCCUCAGCACGUUCACCAUUCUGGUGCACGAAAUACCUCACGAGGUUGGCGAUUUUGCUAUUUUGUUACGAAGCGGAUUUAGCAGAUGGGAUGCUGCGCGGGCGCAGUUAAUCACAGCUAGCGGUGGAAUCGUUGGUGCUUUGGCAGCCGUCUCUUUUUCAAGUAGUCUAGAGGAAAGAACCAAUUGGAUAUUGCCAUUAACCGCAGGAGGAUUCAUACAUAUUGGUUUAGUAACCAUCUUGCCUGAUUUGUUGAAAGAAACGAACACGAAAGAAUCUUUGAAACAACUUGGCGCUUUACUUUUUGGAGUUGUUAUCAUGGCUGCGUUGAUGUACAUUUAGGCCAAAUAUAAUUCUUUAAAAAAUUA